Molecule: messenger RNA, 361 nt
Organism: Cantharellus anzutake
Lineage: Eukaryota; Fungi; Basidiomycota; Agaricomycetes; Cantharellales; Hydnaceae
Exons: 5
Coding region: 43-333 (96 amino acids)
Source: RefSeq, a predicted model, not a curated record
UGAGCAUAAGAGGCUGUCAUCCAAACCCUAUAGCGCGUCAGGAUGGGUAUCCAUGAACUAGCGCCUUUCCUCCAGAAGACUUGUCCCGAUGUCAUAAGAGAGGCCCUAGCGGGGAAGACCAUAACCGUCGACGGAAUUCUAGUGACACAACGGCUGCAUUUCUUGAACAUCCCGUACGAGUUCAAACACAUUCUUGGGUGGUAUAGGCUAUUGAUGGAAAGGAACGAAGUGAAGCCAAGCAGGCUGAGGCAAAACGGCGACGCACGGCCCGCUCCCUUAUGCUUGCUCGGGGCACAAUGGGACUCCAGCGCUCACGUCGUUUGCGGCAGAUGAGCGACCUACUGCGGUACCACGCAUCGAG